This is a messenger RNA of Torulaspora globosa, 816 nucleotides long. RefSeq names its product tRNA (carboxymethyluridine(34)-5-O)-methyltransferase (gene TRM9). Gene Ontology annotation, cellular component: nucleus; cytoplasm. The transcript has a single exon. Gene Ontology annotation, molecular function: tRNA binding; S-adenosylmethionine-dependent methyltransferase activity. Gene Ontology annotation, biological process: tRNA wobble uridine modification. Bases 1 to 816 code for a protein of 271 amino acids. Lineage: Eukaryota; Fungi; Ascomycota; Saccharomycetes; Saccharomycetales; Saccharomycetaceae. The record is from RefSeq and is a predicted model, not a curated record.
AUGGCUGAGUUGAGGGAGGAAGAAUACGUUCAUAAGGUCUACAAUGAGAUAGCGGGUCAUUUUUCAGAGACGAGGUAUAAGCCCUGGCCGAUAGUGACACAAUUUCUUGAAAGUCGACAGGUUGGCAGCAUUGGCAUCGACGUCGGUUGCGGCAAUGGGAAGUAUUUGAACGUGAAUCCGCAGAUUUUUCUAAUUGGCUCCGAUCGUUCAUCAGGGCUCAUACAAUGCGCUCGCGAGAUCGAUGGGCGUCACAACGUGCUGGUCGCCGACGGCAUGAGGCUGCCUCACAGGGACGGCACGUUCGACUUCGCUAUAUCGAUCGCUGUGGUACAUCACUGGACCACCCGGGAACGCAGAAUAGCGGCCAUUGGCCACAUUUUGAGCAAGCUGAGGGCUGGCGGAGAGGCACUGAUAUACUGUUGGGCGCUCGAGCAGCGCAGCUCCAGAAGAGGAUACCACGAGGGCAUGGAGCAGGACGUCCUGGUGCCGUGGGUCCUGCAGGAGAAGGGAAACAAGAGCUCGUUGCAGACAAGACAGGCGGCGGAGAAGCCCGAUCUGACAGACGUUCCCGCACAAGAAAGAGCUCGCUACAUCGCUAACUGGAGGAAAGAGAUGGAGGCAAGGAGGAUCGCAGAGCAGGAGAACGCCAGGAAGCGCCAGCUAGAAGAAGAGAAGAAGAACACGAAGUACAGAUUCUACCACUUGUACCGCGAGGGCGAGCUGGAGGAAGAUUGCACCAGCGCGGGCGGUACCGUGGUCUCGAAGGGAUACGAAAAGGACAACUGGUACGUAGUGGUGAGGAAGCCGGCACUAUAG